Molecule: messenger RNA, 3142 nt
Organism: Chinchilla lanigera (long-tailed chinchilla)
Lineage: Eukaryota; Metazoa; Chordata; Mammalia; Rodentia; Chinchillidae
Gene: Cass4
Product: Cas scaffolding protein family member 4
Exons: 7
Coding region: 260-2686 (808 amino acids)
Biological process (GO): cell migration; cell surface receptor protein tyrosine kinase signaling pathway
Cellular component (GO): cytoplasm; plasma membrane
Molecular function (GO): protein binding
Source: RefSeq, a predicted model, not a curated record
GUCAGGCAGGGAGGCGUGAGCGUGGCCUGCAUUUCUGGUUCCCCCCGCCCUCACCCCUCUCAUUUUACUCUUAUCAUGCUUCCCAGAAAGUCUGCCUGCUGGAAGAAUCUUCUUGACAGUUUCCCAUGUGUUGUCUGAUAACUCCAUAGGAUUCGGCUUCUGAGAACCAGUCGGAAGCAGGCGGUGACACUGCGUAAUCUGCCUGUGAAGCCGCGGAUACUGGCUGUGGCACUCUGGGGAGCUUUUGCACGCUGCAGGCAUGAGGGGAACCAGCAUCAGGGACGGUGUGCCCAAGACCCUCCUGGCCAGAGCGCUGUACAACAACCACCCAGACUGUUCCGACGAGCUGGCCUUCUCCAGAGGCGACAUCCUGACCAUUCUGGAGCAAAAUGUGCCUGAAAGCGAGGGCUGGUGGACAUGUCUGCUCCACGGCAGGCGAGGCCUGGCCCCAGCCAACCGCCUCCAGAUCCUCACGGAGGCCCCUGCAGACACACUCUGUCCCCCUCUCAGCCGUCCCCCCACCAGCUCGGAGGAGACCUAUCAGGUGCCCACACCGCUGCACUCCUCACCCCCAGGGCCCAUAUACGAGCCCAUGAAGAGCUGGGUGGAGCAGUCCCCGCCACCCACCACCCAAGUCUACGAGCUCCCUGAUCCGCCUUCUCGAGCCAGAAUUGUCUGUGAGAAGACGCUGACCUUCCCAAAGCAGGCCCUCUUCGUGCUCCCCAGGCCUUCCAGGGCCUCGUUGCCAGCCUUGCCUUCCCAAGUGUAUGAUGUGCCCACCCACAGCCGGCCCUCCUUGGCCCUUAAGGAGCAAGAGAAGCACAAGUUAUACGAUGUACCAACCACCCCACAAAAGGUAGCCUUCCACCCCCCAGCCAAACAAGCAAGCGGGCAGAGUGGUCCCCUAAAACCAACGCUGGACUUCAGAGGAGGUGGCUACAAUACAUUGCCAAGCCUGCAGAAAUCAGAAUGGAUUUAUGACACCCCAGUGUCUCUGCGAAAGGCCAGCGUCGGGAAUGCGCCUCUAACUAGCUUCACAGAAGAAGUGAAGCCAGUCGCUGUCCCUGACUCCAUCCCCGCUGCCCGCAGCCCCCUGAGCAGCAGAGGCAGGGCCCUGGGCCCACAGCCUGCUAACAACGUGUCUGAACAGAAAGAGCCCAGCCUCCCAGAAAUCGCCUCCCACACCUUCCCAGUGCCUGGGAACACUGUCCCUUUGGACGCAGGUGUCAGCUACGAGGUGCCUUUGAGCUUUCUGAUCCCUCGCGUAGAGCAGCAGAACACCAAGCCCAAUAUUUAUGACAUCCCUAAAGCAAUAUCAAGCCAGCCUCCAGCUGAGAAAGAGUUUGAAAAAGCCAAGGAGGCUCCGGAGAGUUCUGCAGGCCUCGACUCCUGCCUGAUCUCAAGACGGACACCCUCCCUCUCUCCAGAGCUGGACAGAUUGUCCAUUUCCAGCUCCAACAGCAGGGCCAGUGUCAUUUCUUCAUGUUCCUCUACAUCCACUGACUCCUGCUCUGGCUCCUCCUUGGAGGAAUCAGCCAAGGAGCACUGGCUGGACGUGGACUUGGCCAAAGACAUGGCAAUAGCCCUGCAGCACAAGGUGGUCAGCUCUGCAGCAGGCCUGCUGCUCUUUGUAAGCAGGAACUGGAGGCUCAGGGACUCCCUGGAGGCCAACAUCCACGCGAUCCACAGGGCCGCAGACCACAUAGAAGGAUCAUUGAGACAAUUCCUGGAUUUUGCCCAAAGAGUUAGUGGGGCCGCCUACAACCUCAGUGACGGUCACCUUCAGGCUAAAAUUCGGGAUCAGCUACAGACGAUCUCCAACUCCUACCAGAGCCUGCUGGAAGCGAAGGAAUCCUUGGACAGCUGCGACUGGUCCCUCAAAGCUCUUUCAAUGGACAGAGUCCAAAACAACAUAGAUGACCUUGAGAGGUUUGUUGUGGUCGCACGGACGGUUCCAGAAGAUGUCAAGAGGUUUGUCUCCAUUGUCAUUGCCAACGGGAGGCUCCUUUUUAAGCAGAACUGUGAAAAAGAGGACACGGUGCGAUUGCCCCAAAAUGCAAAAUUUAAAUGUGCACAAUGUGUCCAGCUUCCCCAAAGAGAGAUGGAAUCCUACCAAAGGAGUGCUCCUUCUGAUAAACAAGGGGGAAAUGAACACCCCCCUAAUCUAGCACUGAAAAACAGAACAACUGUCUGUGAACAGAAGUUACCUGGUGUAGAAGAGAGAGAAAAGUCAACCUUGGAACAAAAGUCAGAUGAAAACAAAAACUCAGGACCAGCGACUCCGGGCUCUCUAACCCAACCUCCGAGCAAGCUGAGCCGCCAGAGGCAAGUCCACCUCUCGGAACACUGCCGGCUCUACUUCGGGGCGCUCUUCAAAGCCAUCCGCGUGUUUCACAGCAGCCUCAGCACCCACCAGCCCCCCGAGGUCUUCAUCACGCAGAGUAAGCUGGUGAUCACGGUGGGCCAGAAGCUGGUGGACACGCUGUGCAAGGAGACCCAGGAGAGAGACGUGCGCAAUGAGAUCCUCCGCAGCAGCAGCCACCUCUGCGGGCUGCUCAAGGGCCUGGCGCUGGCCACCAAGGACGCGGUGCUCAAGUACCCGAGCCCCGCUGCCUUGGGGCUCCUCCAGGCCGAGGCCGAGAAGCUGGAGCACCACACGAGGCAGUUCAGAGGGACGCUAGAAUGAGCCCUUCCUCCUCCUUCUCCGAGGUUAACUCUGGUACCGACAGCUUGCGCAGCGCGGGCUUAUGGGACAAGCCAGCUGGAGCGUAGGCGCAUGUGCACGACAGCCCCGGCCCCCAGAGUCCAUAGUCCCGAGGGGCUAAGUGACCCCAGGACACUGACUUACCCAGAGAGGGGACAGGAGACAGAGUCAGAUAUUAAGCAUGGACAUCGAGAAGCUAGGCAUAACACAUAGGGCGGAUGGCGUCAGUGUUGGAAGUGACGUCAUGGAGAUCAUUUUUAUAUUAGUGAAACGUGUGCGUGGUUUACAUUCAUUCAUUCAACACUUACUUAUUGAGCACCAAUUAUGCAUCAGGUUCUAGGAGCUGGAGUGGGCAUCAGAGGCGUGCUGAGCUCACAGUCUAGUAGGGGACAGAGACGAUGAGGUGAUGAAGAAGCGUAUCUUCAAUAUAUAGGGAGA